UGGGUCAGGGGCCAUUUUGGAAGCAUCUGGCCAAGCUCCGCUUCCUGUCCGAAUAUGGAGAAGGUAAAUGGCAAGGAGUGGACCUCCACAGAGAAGGUGAGGGAAGAGGAUCAGCAGGCUUCUAAUCAACCAAACACAAUUGCUUUGCCGGGAACAUCAGCGAAGGGGGGAACCAAAGGAAAAGUAUCUGUUAAAGGUGACAAAGUGCUCUGCCCUAAGAAGAAGGCAGACUGUGAUACCCCCAGACCUCAGAAGAAGAUACCAAUCCCUCCCUUACCCUCUAAACUGCCACCUGUUAAUCUGAUUCACCGGGACAUCGUACGGGUCUGGUGUCAGCAAUUAAAGCUGAGCACCAGAGGCCAGAAACUGGAUGCAUAUAAGCGCCUGUGUGCCUUUGCUUACCCAAACCAAAAGGAUUUCCCUAGCACAGCAAAAGAGGCCAAAAUCCGGAAGUCAUUGCAAAAUAAAUUAAAGGUGGAAAAAGGGAAAGCGUGCCUGCAGAGUUCUGGGACACAGCCUCCUCAAGUGGCCCUUCCCGCUGCGGAGGGGCUGCCUGCUCUGGAAGGGUCCACUGCUCUCCUUGAGGGAGUUAAUAUGGUUGUGGUGACAACUUCUGCCCCAGAGGCUGUGCUGGCCUCCUGGGCAAGAAUUUCAGCCAGGGCAAGGACGCCAGAGGCAGUGGAACCUCCACAAGAAGCCAGUGGUGUCAGGUGGUGUGUGGUCCAUGGGAAAAGUCUCCCUGCAGACACAGAUGGUUGGGUGCACCUGCAGUUUCAUGCUGGUCAAGCGUGGGUUCCAGAAAAGCAAGAAGGGAGAGUGAGUGCGCUCUUCCUGCUUCCUGCCUCCAGUUUUCCACCCCCGCACCUUGAAGACAAUAUGUUGUGCCCCAAAUGUGUUCACAGGAACAAGGUCUUAAUAAAAAGCCUCCAAUGGGAAUAGAAUAUCAGGAAAAAGGCCAUAUCUAUGAUAAUUAAUGG
Molecule: messenger RNA, 977 nt
Organism: Cebus imitator (Panamanian white-faced capuchin)
Lineage: Eukaryota; Metazoa; Chordata; Mammalia; Primates; Cebidae
Product: developmental pluripotency-associated protein 4-like
Exons: 1
Coding region: 55-939 (294 amino acids)
Biological process (GO): system development
Cellular component (GO): nucleus
Molecular function (GO): chromatin binding
Source: RefSeq, a predicted model, not a curated record